AUGCAUCCUGUGCUGGAUAGAGAGCAUUUUAUGAAAUGCGAAGACUUGAUAGACGCUCUAGAAGAAUGUCAUAGAACGAGUUUCUUGGAGAAGGCCUUUGGGAAAUGUAAUAUCGUUAAACAAGACUUGACCAACUGUUUGCAUGAAAGCCGCCUUGCAUCUGAGCGAGAAAAGAUAAAGGAAAAGCGCAAGAAGGCAAAAGAGUUUGAGAUGAAGAAGAAGAAACUCGAAGAAGAAGAGUACGGUAAGAACGCAUAUCUCAAGAAAGUUAUUGAGAUUGAAUACGAGAAGAAGACCAAAGCUGGUCACUAG
Messenger RNA from Ogataea parapolymorpha DL-1, 312 nucleotides. RefSeq lists its product as uncharacterized. The transcript has 2 exons. Lineage: Eukaryota; Fungi; Ascomycota; Pichiomycetes; Pichiales; Pichiaceae. The record is from RefSeq and is a predicted model, not a curated record. Bases 1 to 312 code for a protein of 103 amino acids.